Messenger RNA from Perca fluviatilis (European perch), 1906 nucleotides. RefSeq names its product cytosolic 5'-nucleotidase 1A-like. The transcript has 7 exons. Gene Ontology annotation, cellular component: cytosol; cytoplasm. Lineage: Eukaryota; Metazoa; Chordata; Actinopteri; Perciformes; Percidae. Gene Ontology annotation, biological process: adenosine metabolic process; nucleotide metabolic process. The record is from RefSeq and is a predicted model, not a curated record. Bases 473 to 1591 code for a protein of 372 amino acids. Gene Ontology annotation, molecular function: nucleotide binding; magnesium ion binding; 5'-nucleotidase activity.
GGUCGCCCAGCGGCAGGCAGACAAACAAGGAAGUGACGCCAUCACGUUGCGGUCUUGAAGCGAACGUCGGGCGUUACGUUACCAUGCGUUACAGCGAAAGGCAGGCGGAUACAUCCUGAGGCGGAACCAUAUACUGUCUAUGGGCGGAACCCUGAGCAGACAGUUGUCUGUUUCUGUAGGAACAUUUGAAGUAGUUUGACAGCCAGCUCAGUUGUUUUACUUGUGGUCUAUGGUCGUGACAGGUGAAAAGGCCAGUAGAUAUAGCUAGACUUACCCGUUAAGACCCUUUUUAAGCUACAGGGUUCAGCUGAGAGGCGGACAUGGUCUCCACGAUCCAGAACACCGACGUGAAGCAGUAUGAUGAAGAGGUUCUGUGUUUCCUCUGCAGAAAGAUGCUGAUCGUGCACUCGUUGUCGCGGUAACGUCUCGUGCAGUGUUUGAAUCUGGAGCUGAUGGUGAUGAUGUGUAUGGAAUGGGCGUGGCUUUCCCGCUGCUGCAGGCGCUGCAGAGAGUGAACAAACGUCUACUGGAGGAAAAUCCUGCUGAGUCGCUGCUGUUUGAUGUUGUCGUGAUCACCACCGACAGCCAGCAACAGCAGCAGAGCUCCCGCAUCAUCAGCAGCACCAGACAUUACGGUAAUCUAACUUUAACCAGCAGCAGCAGCAGCAGCACCAGACAUUACGGUAAUCUAACUUUAACCAUCAGCAGCAGCAGCACCAGACAUUACGGUAAUCUAACUUUAACCCUCAGCAGCAUCAUACAUUACAGUAAUCUAACUUUAACCAUCAGCAGCAGUACCAGACAUUACGGUAAUCUAACUUUAACCCUCAGCAGCAGCAGCACCAGACAUUACGGUAAUCUAACUUUAACCAUCAGCAGCAGCAGCACCAGACAUUACGGUAAUCUAACUUUAACCAUCAGCAGCAGCACCAGACAUUACGGUAAUCUAACUUUAACCAUCAGCAGCAUCAUACAUUACAGUAAUCUAACUUUAACCAUCAGCAGCAGCACCAGACAUUACGGUAAUCUAACUUUAACCAUCAGCAGCACCAGACAUUACGGUAAUCUAACUUUAACCAUCAGCAGCACCAGACAUUACGGUCUUGAAGUCAGCAGGUUCUGUUUUUCCAGUGAGGAGGAUUUCGUCGAAAGCUUACAGAAAAAUAACGUGCAACUCUUCCUGUCGACGGACAGUAAUGAGGCGCCGCAGGCAUCACAGAAAGGUGUUCUCUCGGCCCUGCUGGACCGGCAGGAAGCUCCAUCGGAGCAGCUCAGAGUAAUGUUCUGCGGGGACGACGUCAACCGGCCAGACGCUGGCCCAAUGCCGGCGAGCCGACAGGCCGCUCAGAAUUUCUCUGCUCAGCUCGGCGAGAUGCGACAGAGGUUCAGCAUGUCGGACAGCCCUCUCCGCAUCGUCCUCGUGACGUCACACGGCGGCAGGGAAAGCUGCGGCGCCCUGCGGACGCUGCGAUCGCACGGCGUCAACGUGGACGAGGCGUACUGCCUGGCCGGGGCCCCGCGGAGCCCCAUCCUGUCCGUGGUCCGACCUCACUUCCUGCUCAGCGACGGCUUCAGCGGCCUGGAGGACUGAUGACAUCAUGAGGGGAAUGGACUGUUGCAUGACCUCACAAAAAAAACCGUUGAAACAAGCUGCCAAAAUCCUCAGACAGAACGCAAAGUUGAACACCUGUUUGAACGAAUUGUUUCAGCUCGUUUAGCCUUAAAAACCCAAUCAGUGUUCCUGAUGUAAAGCUAAGCCCCGCCCACCACCAAAAUACAAACUACAGGAUUGGAUACUGUCUGACUUUAUAUCUUUUGUAGACUAACAUGUUUAGUUUAGUUUUUUUAGCUCUCUAAUUGGAUGAUAAAAAUAAACCUGAACGAAUCAGCAUGUGUGUAACUGUGA